Serinus canaria (Common canary) is the source of this 3498-nucleotide messenger RNA. It is a transcript of the gene IKBIP, whose product is annotated as IKBKB interacting protein. The record is from RefSeq and is a predicted model, not a curated record. The coding region runs from base 183 to 1322 and encodes 379 amino acids. The transcript has 4 exons. NCBI's taxonomy places the organism in Eukaryota, Metazoa, Chordata, Aves, Passeriformes, Fringillidae.
GGGCGGGCCCCGGACGUGGCGCACCGGGCGGCGAUGCGCCAGCCGCGGGCAGGGGAGGGGCCCCGGGCCCUGUAAACGUGGUGCCUGCGGGGCAGGGCGGCCCUGCCCGCCUCCGCCCCAGCCGCUGAGGCCGGAGGAGCGCGGCGGCUCUCUCCUUUGCUUCUGCAUUUUAAAACCACAAAAUGUCUGAAGUUAAGCCAAGGAAAAAAGGUAUUUCUUCAUCCAAGACCAGUGAAGGUUCACAGAAGGCUGAGAAGCACAGUAAUUAUGGGAAGCUGGCAAGUCCCAGGACCAGCAAUAAUCACAGUUCCUUUUGGAUGGACCCAAGAACGAGUUUGAGUAUCAUUUCCCUUGUUGUUUGCCUGGUGGUGAGCUGGUUUCUAUUUCAGCAGUCAGGUCAAUUUGCUGAUCUGGAAAGAGAGUACAAUUUUUUACAUCAAGAAGCUGAAAAAAUCAUGGAUGUGGGAAAUAAAGUAAACUUAAUUUCUGAAAAGCUUGAGUCUUCUGAAAGUAUCCUGCGAGAAACUGCCUCAUCCAUCUCUGUGAUGACUGAGUUUGGGCAGGAAAUAUCUUCUCUUCAUAACACCAUAAAUGAUAUUCAGAACAAUGAACAGACUCUAUCUCUAAAGAUGCAGAGCAUUCAUGAGAAGUUCCAAAAUGUUACAAAUUCCUGGAGAAGAAGCCUGGAUGAAAUGAACACUAAUGCUAGUGGUUUAAAAUCUGAAGCAAAGUCCAUACAUACAGAAGUUACUUCCAAAAUCAAUGAAGUUGACCAAAGAAUUAAAUCCCUUGCAGAAAGAGUAAAAGAUUUGGAGGACAGUACAGCCAGAAAUAUCAGAACACUGAAAAAGCAAGAAGAUGAUGAAUUCUCUAGAGUUGAACAAAAGCUGAACCUGGAUGCAAAGUCAGUUGAAAAGCUAGAAGAAGAACAGAAUAGUCUGGUAGCCAAAGACACAGAGCUGAAUCAGAAACUUGCAAACUAUGAACCUAAAAUUGAGGAGUGCAAGACCCAUUUGCCAACAAUUGAAAAUGCUAUUCACUCUAUUCUUAAGCUGUCAAGUGACUUGCUCGGUAUGGAGAAAAAGAUAGAGGACUUGAAGACACAGCUGUAUGCUGUGGAAAAUGACAUGUUGAAAACUGUUUCUGAUACAGUGGCCAUGCAGAAGGCUCUUGAAGGCCUCCAGUCCAAUGGCAGCUUGACCAAAAUGCAGCAUGGACUAGGUGUUCUCGAAACAGGGCCUGACAUAGCAGUGUCUUCAAAAGCAGAAGAAGUAACUUUAGAAAGCUUUAACUUAGAUAUUGACCAGAAUGGGGAUAAGUGAAUUUGGUCUUGGGUUUUUCAUUGAUGAAAAAGCACUUUUUAAUAAAUAAUGUGAUUUAAAUCUAUGUCAGGGAUAGCUGAUGUACUGUCAUUGAUCUUAAGAUCAUUGGAACAGCUUGAAAAGUUGAGAAAAAGGGUAGAGAGCAAGAAAGUAAUACUUUGUUAUAGAACGAGAGGAAUAUUUUCUUAAAUUAAGUAUUAUUUUCAGUUUAUUUAUUAAAAGAUCUUUUUUUAUUAAAAAUAAUUUUAAGCCAUGUAUUUAGAUUUAAGGGAAAAAAGUUCAUAUUUUUAGUUUGUUUAGCUUUCACUGCUUAAUUUCUUUUGUUGUUACUUUGUGUAUUAUUUUCCAUAGACUUGUAACACAGUGAACAAUGAAUCCCUUAUUUCUCAGCUGAGAUAGCUGUACCUUGCUUUUAAAGUAUUGUACACCAUAAUGGUUUCGUGUUGCAGGAGAGCACUGAGUACAUUUUUAUCAGCUGAAGCUCAGAUACAACAAACACCCUUAGAGCAAACCCUAGGGAAGUACCCCCUGCUGAGAGCCUUGUACUGUUCUGGUGUCUAUAAGCUGGCAUUUACAUAGCAGCUGGUUGUUUUCAUUUUUGGGUGGGCUGUUUUGGUGCUUUAGAAACAAAUUUUAACCUUCUUUUUUCCUGUAGAAUGUUUUUUGUUCAGCAUCACGUAUGUCCUGUAUUGCUUUGCAUUUGAAAAGAAAAAAAAAAUUAACAGUGUCACUAACAUUCUUUCCCAAAGUUUGCUGAACCAAGAGCUGCAAAAGUAAUUCAUUAAAUCAGUGGAGUUAUGUGCUUGGGAGUAGGGAAUAUCCAGUUUACCCACAGACCUACUUACACGUGAUGUAAUACUACCUUGUAGGCCUGAUAGAUGUUUAUUGAAAUUUGGAUCUCAGGGACAACACAAAUUGCCUGCAGACUUAAUGGCUUGAUAAUUUUGUAUUUCUCCAUAAAGGAGAUUGCUUAGUAGAAAGAGUAUGAACACACAUGUAUGACUUAAUCAGACCUAAUUUAAAUUAGUCUGGGUUUGUAGAUUAAUUGUUUAGAACUCCACUGAAAUCUUCACUAAAUGAGUAACACUGCCCAUUCAAGAGACUAUGAAACCAGUGUUUCUCAAUGUCAUCAAACUGUGUUGGUUUCAUAUAAUUAUUGCUUAUGUAUGAAUUUCUGUUUACAGUGAUACUCAAAAUAAAAAUAUAUUGUAGUGAAUUUCCCUGUCCUGAUGCAUAAUCUAAUUCAAAAUAAACUGUUCCUCCAGAAAGGAGGAACAGAGUAAAUACUUUAGUGUUCCCUGUCCUAUUAGGAAAAGCUAUGAUUUAAAGAAAUUGUUUUUAAUAUUUUUCACAAGUGUGUUCCAGUUCUAGUGUUUCUACUUUGUAUCAUUUUGAGGCAGGGUGGUGGGAGUGACAGUGGUAUGAUCCCUAAUCUAUCAUCAACCUCAACCCUACUGAAAGGUGAAUGUGCAGGAGAUUGAACAUGAAAUCUUCAUCCUUGGAAGUGUUAAGUAGGAGACAAGCACAACUUUCCACAACCUGAAUUUUGGUCUUUUGAGCAAACAGUUCUGAGCUAUGGAGGAACAACCAGCACUAUUGAAGAGUUAAAAUAUUGGUUUCUGGGAUGAUAUUUUUACUACUAAUGUCCAGAAAAGGAUUAAUAUGAAACUAAUUCUAGUCUCAUAGAAUGUGUUUCAGUUUGCCUGUUUGGUGUUUUUUCUGUUCAAGUUCUACCCUGACUUAUUGGGGAUUGAAUUGGAUAGUAUGACUCUGAUAAUUUCCUUUUUUUCCUCUCGAAUUCUAAAACCAAGAACCAAUCAUGAGAAAAUAAAUAUAAAAGAGUGAACUAGCACAUCAAGACAAACAUCCAUGAUUUUUUGGCAUGAGCUUUCCUUCACUAAAAUAGCUUUUAUGGAGACUUAAAAAUUCCAGUGUAUGGAAGAAGAUUCCAUUUGAUGACUUGUGUUUUCAGGGGUCACCUUGGAAAGUCAUAUACCACCUUCUUGUAAUUUUUUGUUGUAAUAGAAGAAGUACUAACAUUUAUUAUGUAUACUUACAAGAAAAAAAAAAAAUUGGUUGUGUUGUAACAGAAAUAGGUUUUCCAGAGACAGGGUUUGCACUCAAAUUGAAUGUCAGAAUCGUAAGAUAUUUCAUUAAAGUAUAGCUUGAAUUUUGA